AUGCCAUUGAAGGAAACUGCCUCGUCAUUCUUCACCAAGGCCGGUGUGGAGCGUCAAAACCUCGGCAAUAGUCAACUGUACCACAUUGGCGGUGGAGGCUGCGCAUAUAUUAUUGCUCCCGAUGGUCGCAUCAUCACCUCGGACCUAGGAGAGGAGGAGGAAGGUCUCCUGAUCGCCGACGGUCACUACAGCCGACCGGACCUUCUAUGGUUGGGUGUUGAUAACAGAGAAAAGCUCCAAAAGAGGACCGACUUUGAGCUCUUGACAAAAAUUCAAAGGCUAAGGAUGAGGGAAAUCAAAAGGAAUGGUUGCUAG
Molecule: messenger RNA, 315 nt
Organism: Pestalotiopsis fici W106-1
Lineage: Eukaryota; Fungi; Ascomycota; Sordariomycetes; Amphisphaeriales; Sporocadaceae
Exons: 1
Coding region: 1-315 (104 amino acids)
Source: RefSeq, a predicted model, not a curated record